This is a messenger RNA of Rhopilema esculentum, 4605 nucleotides long. Its product is annotated as alpha-1-macroglobulin. Gene Ontology annotation, molecular function: endopeptidase inhibitor activity. NCBI's taxonomy places the organism in Eukaryota, Metazoa, Cnidaria, Scyphozoa, Rhizostomeae, Rhizostomatidae. The record is from RefSeq and is a predicted model, not a curated record. Gene Ontology annotation, cellular component: extracellular region.
AGGAAGUUGUUAAGUGUACUUCCGUAAAUCACAGUAUUUUAGUCAGGACUUAGAAGGAGAGCGAUUCAGAAUCGAGUGGUAAACAUGGAUGCGUGGAAGCUUAUUGCACGUGUUUCCAUUUUGCUCCUUCUACCAGCAUUGGCAGAGUCCGGCAAAAGGUACCUCAUCGUCUCACCAGCUGUAUAUAGAACUGGAAACAAUGUGGUCCUGUCUGCUACGUUGUUCGGUUUGGAGCAAAGAGCAAUCUUGGUUACAAAUAUAAAGUUAAACGAUGAAUUAAAGUUGUCGAAAAUUACAAUUUUCCAGCCCGAAGAUUCAGGCAAACCAAAGGACAUAAUUUUAAAGUUGCCUUCUGACGUAAAAGCUGGACAGUACAAACUGGUAGUGACAGGCUCUGGUGAUGUGAAUUUCAAGAAGAGUAGGGAUAUAACGAUUGAACGGAGUAGUGAGUCGUUGUUCAUCCAAACUGAUAAACCGGCCUACAAACCUGGUGAUAAAGUUCGGUUUCGUGUUAUCGUUGUGACGCCGCAAUUGAAACCAGCUGCUGGAAAGGUCGAUGAGAUUGCUAUCUUGAAUCCCAGUGGAAGCAGAAUUUUGCAAUGGAAAGAGAAAGAUUUAGAUGAAGGCUUUGUUAGCCUCGAUUUCAGCAUUUCAAAGAAACCUGUACUUGGGAAUUGGAAAAUAACAGCAAAGUAUCAGGGAAACAAGAAAGAGGUCAUCAUCAAAGUGGAUAAAUACGUUUUGCCAAAGUUCGAGGUUACGGUAGAAGAACCCACCUACCUUCAUCGUAGUAUCUCCAAAUUUUCAGCAAGAAUCUGUGCAAAGUAUACUUACGGCAAGAAAGUAGAAGGCAAGGUCACUACUAGAUUUUGCUACAAGUAUGGCUGGCGAAACAGUAGGCAAAAGCAGCAAUGUGUUGUCAUAAGUAAAAAGAUCAGUGGCUGUGUGGAUUUUGACGUAUCGAUGAUCCAGACACAAAAAUGGAAGACAGCUUUGCUUGUAAAUGCCUCAGUAACUGAAAGCUCAACGGGCACAACCUUGAAUGCCACAAAAGAGUUACAGCUCACGUACAGUGAAUUUUCUUUGAAAUUUUCUGGUGUUAGUGAGUUUAAGCCAGGUUUCCCAUUUAAAGGAAAGGUCUUGAUUACAUAUCCCGAUGGUAGACCAGCUCUCAACAAAGAAAUAAAUCUUAAAGCAACAUGCUGUCGUACAAAAACCCUAAUAAACACGAGACAGACAGCCGUAAAUGGUGUUAUAGAUUUCGUUUUAAUUCCACCCUUGGAUGCAGAAAAUAUACGCCUAGAGGCUAGUCACGUGUCAGAGACAAAACUUCUUUCGAGCUGGGAGAGAAUAACAUCCGUAUAUCACAAUGCGAAGUCGUGGUAUUCUCCGAGUAAAACAUACCUUGUUAUUGAGAAGCCAAAAGAGUCUCUUCGCGUUGGAGAACCAAGCAUGAUCAACGUGAAGUUUAAUCCAAAAAGUAUGUCUGACAACAUGUUGUACUUCAAGCUCGCGUGUCGUGGUAACAUCGAGCACAGUGGUUCAGUGGUGCAUCAAAAUACAGACAUGGAAAUCGCGAGUGCGCAGAUACCUUUGUUUGUGACGCAAACAAUGGUGCCAAAAUGUCGCAUGCUUGUCUUCUUUGUGAGGAGUGACGGAGAAUUUGUGUCUGACAGUAUCGUGUUGCCUGUUGAAGCAAAAUUCGAAAACGAGGUUAUGCUGAGCUUUUCAGAAAGUGAAGUAAAGCCAGCGAGUAAUGUCAGCAUAACACUGCAGGCAGCCCCUGGCUCCAGAUUUGCGCUAUCUGCAGUCGACAAAAGUGUGCAUCUCCUCGGGCAAAGCAAUGAUCUUAGGCCUAACAGUGUUAUGAACGUGGUUGAAAAGCUUGAUGUAACUGACAUUCGGAGCCUAUCAACAUGUGUUGGAACACACCCGUGGUAUUCGUUUAGGUUCCGCCCUCGCGGCGGCUCAAAAUAUGUCGACGGAACGAAGGCGUUCUCUGAUGCUGGUUUAAUAUACCUAUCAAACCUCAAUAUUGACACGAAACCAUGCCGCAGGUAUGGGAUUUACGCUUUUUCUCCGGGGCGACGAAGACGACGAAGAUUCAUAAGACCACAAGCACGAGACAGGCUAUUUGCCUCCCGUGGAAGGCAUCUUGCUCUUGAAAAGUCUGGGCAGGAAGUACAGGAAAUGAUGCCAGAUAAGGAAAUAAAGAGAAAAAAGACUAAACCAGUAGUAAAAGAAGAAAAGAAAGAUGUUAUUGUGAGGACUGAUUUUCCAGAAACAUGGAUAUGGGAAGAAACAAAAGUAGACUCGGUUACUGGAAAGAAGACAUUAGAGGUGAAAGUGCCAGACACGCUGACAACUUGGUACGCAAAUGCAUUCGCGAUGUCGUCACAACGUGGCGUCGGGGUGUCCACCACAGCGUCUUUGCUUGUUUUUCAACCGUUUUUCGUAUCGCUAACGUUGCCGUAUUCUUUGGUGCGGGGAGAAAGUGUCAAAGUCCCUGUCACAGUUUUCAAUUAUCUUGACAAGUGCCUGACGAUAAGGUUGUCUGUCGAGGCAUCAAACGAUUUUGUGACAGAUAUUUCAUCAUCAAAACUGUGCGUUUGUGGCAGUCAGUCGAACUCAUUACGAUUCAAAAUAACUCCAAAAAAGAUUGGCAGGAUUCCAAUUACUGUUAAAGCUAUAUCCACAAAUCAGAAUGUUUGUUCCAAAGAAAGAAAAAUGGCGGAUUCUGUCAACGCAGCGGAUGCUGUCAGAAGAAUGCUGCUUGUCGAGCCGGAAGGAGUCAAGAAAGAAUAUAAUCAUAAUUCAUUGAUAUGCCUUGCAGAAGGUGACAACGGCAAAUACAAGGAGUACUUCCAACUGACUCUUCCCGCACAAGUUGUUCCAGGAUCUGUUUUUGCCAAACUCUCUUUGUAUGGUGACUUAAUGGGGCCUUCGCUGACAGAUCUGGAUAAACUACUGGCUAUGCCUUAUGGGUGUGGCGAGCAGAACAUGCUCAAGUUUGCACCUAAUAUCUAUAUACUGCAGUACUUAACCAAAACGAAGCAGUCAAGUAAAGAAAUUGAAGAGCGUGCAAAAACAUUUAUGGUUGCAGGAUACCAACGUGAACUGACCUACAAGCGAUCGGAUGGUUCUUAUUCAGCCUUUGGUAGCCGGGACCGUGAGGGCAGUACAUGGCUAACAGCCUUUGUCUUAAAGUCAUAUGCACAAGCAAGACCAUACAUUUUCAUAGACGAAAAGGAAAUCACCAGCAGUAUGAGCUGGUUGUUAUCCUUGCAAAAAAUAGAUGGUUGUUUCAAAGAAGUUGGUAUGGUUAUACACAAAUCUAUGAAGGGAGGCGUGACCAGUGGAAUAAGCAUGACGGCAUUCGUUUUGUCAGCUUUGAUUGAAGCCGGUCUCAAUAUACAGAGCCGAGAAGCAGUAGAUGCAUUAAGCUGCAUUAAAAAAGGUCUUCCCCAGCUGACAGAUUCCUACUCCGUUAGCUUAAUUGCUUAUACAAUGACAGUUGCACAGGCCUCGCAGCGUGCUGCUGUGAUUGACAAGUUGAAGAAGCUGGCUGUAAAUCAAGGUGGAAUGACGCACUGGGAAUCUGAACAGCCAGGCCUUCGCCACCCGGCACCGAUUGAUAUCGAAACGACAGCUUAUGCGUUACUGGCGUACAUGACUGUCCCUCAACCUGAUGUCGCUAGCGCUGCACAGAUAGUCAGAUGGCUUGCAAAGCAAAGAAAUUCGUUAGGCGGCUUUGCUUCGACUCAAGAUACUUGCGUCGCACUGCAGGCGCUUGCCUUUUAUGGGGGCCAUAUCUAUAAAGGAGGCAUAAACCUCCUUUUCAAGUUUCACGCUUCGCAGCUGGAUCACGAGUUUAGAAUCACCGAUGACAAUAAAUUAGUGCUGCAACAGGUUGAGAUUCCAGAAGUCCCAACCAAAGUUGCAGUUAUUGCUGAAGGAACUGGCUGUGCUCUUCUCCAGGCCAAUGUUAAAUACAACAUUCCAGAUGUAAGCGAAGAGCCAAAGUUUUUUCUUUCCUUAUUAUCGGAACAAGUGGGGCCUAAUUGCAGACACAGGAUCAAGAUCUGUGCCAGUUACUAUGGUAAAGGAGGAAGUAACAUGGCAUUAAUUGAAGUUAAAAUGGUGUCAGGAUUUGAGCCAGUCAAUGAGCAUUUGGAUCAGAUACUUCAAUCGACGUCAAACAAUCUGCUGAAAGACUACGAAGUAGAGGAUGGCAAGCUCUCGCUGUAUUUUGAAAAGAUCGAGUCAAAAACAUGCCUCCCUGUGCUCGUUGAGCAAACUGUUGAUGUAACAGAAAGGAAAAAAGCUCAUGUCGUGAUUUACGACUAUUAUAGCACAGGAGAAAAUGCUUGGUCAAGUUAUUCGAUCGAUGCUUGCAAAGAAUGGAACUAACGAAGCGCCAAGGAGGAAGCGGAACUAUUCUUAGUUUACUGAUUUUGUUUCAGUUUUGCAGAAAGUGGAAGCAAUUUUUUAUCUGCUUUAGAUUUUUUAUAUAAACUUUGUUUUUAUAAACUUUAGUAUUUGCUUUGUAAAUUAACCGUUUUAACGUUGAAUAUCAAAUUCAGAAUGGGCAUAUUCAAAACUUUA